Messenger RNA from Oncorhynchus masou masou (cherry salmon), 990 nucleotides. Its product is annotated as C-type lectin domain family 4 member M-like. The annotation marks the transcript as partial. Gene Ontology annotation, molecular function: D-mannose binding; fucose binding. Gene Ontology annotation, biological process: biological process involved in interspecies interaction between organisms. The transcript is spliced from 5 exons. The record is from RefSeq and is a predicted model, not a curated record. Gene Ontology annotation, cellular component: external side of plasma membrane. NCBI's taxonomy places the organism in Eukaryota, Metazoa, Chordata, Actinopteri, Salmoniformes, Salmonidae.
ACCAGCAACAACACCCUGACCAAAGAGAAAGACCAGCUACAGACCAGUUUCAACACCCUGACCAAAGAGAGGGACCAGCUACAGACCAGUGGAAACAAUCUGACUGAAGAGAGAGAGCAGCUCAAGACUAGCAACAACACCCUGAUCAAAGAGGGAGACCAGCUACAGACUCGCAACAACACCCUGACCAAAGAUGGAGACCAGCUACAGACGAGCAACAACACCCUGAUCAAAGAGAGAGACCAGCUUCAGAAAGAGAUAGAACAUUUCACAGAGAGAAACCAGUUGACCUGUUCCAACACCCUGACUGAAGAGAGGGACCAGCUACACACCAGCAACAACACCCUGACCAAAGAGAAAGACCAGCUACAGACCAGUUUCAACACCCUGACCAAAGAGAGGGACCAGCUACAGACCAGUGGAAACAAUCUGACUGAAGAGAGAGAGCAGCUCAAGACUAGCAACAACACCCUGAUCAAAGAGGGAGACCAGCUACAGACUCGCAACAACACCCUGACCAAAGAUGGAGACCAGCUACAGACGAGCAACAACACCCUGAUCAAAGAGAGAGACCAGCUUCAGAAAGAGAUAGAACUUCUGAAACAAUCUUUAGUUGAGAAAGGAUGGAAGAAGCUUGGUAGCAGUUGUUACUACGUCUCCACUGAGUACAAAUCCUGGAAGGAAAGCAGAGAGGACUGCAGAAAUAGAGGAGCAGACCUGGUGGUCAUCAAGAGCCAAGAACAACAGACAUUAGUCAAUUGGUUAUGUGGACGAAAUAACUAUGUCUGGAUUGGUCUGACUGACUCUGUUUCUGAGGGGACCUGGAAAUGGGUGGACGACACACCACUGACCACAAAGUAUUGGAACAGUAAACAGCCUAAUGGUGGUGGAGCACAGAACUGUGUGUAUUUCUACUCCUGGUCAUCAGACAGAGGAGAAUGGUGGGACUAUGACUGUUCCUAUAAAUACAGAUGGAUCUGUGAGAAAUAG